This is a messenger RNA of Suhomyces tanzawaensis NRRL Y-17324, 2199 nucleotides long. RefSeq lists its product as uncharacterized. Lineage: Eukaryota; Fungi; Ascomycota; Pichiomycetes; Serinales; Debaryomycetaceae. The coding region runs from base 66 to 2123 and encodes 685 amino acids. The record is from RefSeq and is a predicted model, not a curated record. Gene Ontology annotation, molecular function: protein binding. The transcript has a single exon.
GCGACUAUCACCACCACUACUCCGCCAUUCUUCCACGAAUUGUCCGUGCCGUGCCACUCCACCCCAUGCUGGCUCUCCAGCGACAUGUGCACAUUGCGCCAGCUAGCGCGUCGCUCCAUCGCCUGGUGCUGGCGUUGGUGCUGACGCUCAAUCGCUCACGGGACUCCUCGUCGCUAAUGGCCUCCGUCCACCAGCAGAUGGCCGUUCAUCGCAAUCGCCUCCAGUCGUACCUCCAAAUUCCCGCUACUGGCGAUGACCACGCUGCCAUUUGGACUGCUCUCAGUGCUGGCAGCCUAGGCCUCGUUCUCCACGAUAAAGAUAUCAUCUCCAGAAGAGCCACCCUCUUCUCCACCAAGCUCCCCCGUCCGUCUGCCAGCUACAACCAGUUUGCUCGCCAGUUGUACCCAUUGAGUAGGGCAGCAUCGCUCCCGCUCAACGUGGACCACUCCCGAAAGACCAUCGACUAUCCCCACAACUUGCGCAAGUACGCAGCCGUCAACCACGCCCGUCUCUACAAGGCGUACCUCGAGUUGCCCUCCCCGUUCGCUCAGAUGACAGCAUCUGAUUUCGAGGCCUUCCUUGACAAGUUUCUCCACCACAAAUCGAACUUCGUGCGCCCCAACAUCAUCUCGGAGUCGGGAAUCGCAGGAAGACCCGCCAGGAUCGUUUCCAACGCCUUCGAGGCCAUGGUCUCCAAACGUGCUGACUACGUCAAGAUGGUCUCCCGGAUCCUCAACGACAUGCGGGCCAACGAGAUUCCGUUGACUUUGCGUGAGCAGAACCAGUUGAUCUUUCUCAGUUUCUACAAGGACAAGCCGGAAAUCCUUACAGCCAUCGAUGAAGCCAUGGUGCCUUUAAGCAUUGAUGAGGUGCUGUCGUUCCACGAUGCCAAGCUAAGCGCCUACGCGGUCUUUGACUGGGACGUCUACCUGCUGAUCAAGCUGUCGUUCAAGUUUCUCCCUGUCGAUACCUACAACAUCCUUUUGUUCCAUGCCAUACGACAUGAUCGGCCAGAAAUCGUUGCUGACAUCCUCAAGGACCUCAAUCUUGCCCACUUGUCGGACCCUACCCUCGAAAGAACCACGCCUGUGUUCAAUUCCACAACACUUCGGUACUUGAUAGACUACUUCUCUGCGCAAAAAUCUCCCACUGCACUUGCACGGUCCAUCGAUGAAGUGGUCAAUUGCAAUUUUCCGGUGGAUAUAACCUUGGUGAAUUCGAUUAUAAAGGGGUUGUGCAACUGCAACAGCCCCGAGUUGGCCGAAUCGUUGGUGAACCAGCUCUUCAUAGAUGGCAAAGCUUCAUCCACGCCCGAAGAUGAGGAAUCUGUGCUUUACAAGUUGCUAACUCCCGAGGACAGACAUGUCUACAACGCCAUGGUCAGAAUCUUGGAGAACAUUGGGCCCAUUACUGGUGAAUCUAUUCCUCAAUAUUCACUCAUCCCUACAGAAGGAUCAUUCAGACCCAUAAUCAGGGCCAUUUGCAGCCCCGAUAGUGGCCAGACCUACCACAAAUUGCUAACCUUGAUUGAUCAUAUGGAGCACGCGCACAAGCUUCCCAUCACAACAAGAACAGUGAGAAGCAUCAUGGAUAAAUUCACCAACGAUACUUCAAAUCAAUGGACUCUACAGAACUUGAUUGAGAUAACCAGCAAGAUUAUCAGUGUUCAUGACUACACCUACAAUAUUACCAGAGACACUCUAGUUUUCUCAAGGGAAGACCGUCCCCAUUUAUUCGAGAGAGAGCUAAGUCCAAAAUUGCAAAACUUUGUGAAAUUACACUGGAAAGAGACAAAGCCCCUUAAAUUACCAAUUGAUAGGGGUACUUUUCUCAAGCUCUCUGAUGAUGUGACAAAUAAAAUUUACCAAGCAUUCUUUGCUACAUUGAAUCGGCAAAUACGGAUGGAGCAUCAACCCAAUGAGAUCGAAAGAUUGAACAAAUUGGUCCAAAGUGUUCAGAUCCAAAAAGCAAGUUUGCAACAAGAGCUUGAAAACACCCGAAACGGAAAGUCAGGACCUCACAACCUAGAAUCGGCCAGACAGGAUAUUUAUAAUAACGACGAACUUAACUAUAUCAAAAAAGGGUAUUUGAUAGAUUUAAUUGAUAUAGUAAGUCAUGAUUAACGACUUGUACAUAGAAAAGUUCAUGAAACACCCACUAAAUGUAAAAACUUCAGGUGAAGUUACAGUUUAAUUUAUU